AUGGAAGCCAGCAGUGAAAAUAGGUUCAAUUUGUUGCCUCCUGGUCUCAGAUUUUGCCCAACUGAUGAAGACCUUGUGCUUCACUUUCUUUAUCAUAAGGCUUCUCUUGCCUCACCUCACCAUUCUUCCAAUUCCAUCAUUCCUCAGCUUCAACUUCAUCUCUAUAACCCUUGGCAAUUCCAUGGGAGAGCACUUUCAAAUGGGGAUAUUCAUUACUUUUUCAGCACAGUGGGAGAAAGCAAAGCAACAGAGAAUGGAUAUUGGAAAGAUGUGUUAAUGGAUGAGCCAAUCUUGUGCAGUGCCACUGGGGACGAAGUGGGUAUCAAAAAAUAUCAUAUUUUCUUUGUUGGUGAAGGAGAUGACUCGCCAACGCCCAUCCAAACCACCUGGGUUAUGCAAGAAUACCGCAUUUAUAGCUACCUUUUGGAUACCCAUGCCCACUCUCCAGACACUCUACCAAAACAAGAAUCAGAGUUCGGACUAUGGGUUAUGUGUCGAGUUUUUGAAGCAAAAGACAAUAGUACAAGAAGUAUCUUUAGUUACGAGGACGACGAAGAUAAUGAAAGUGAACUUUCAUAUUUGGAUGAGAUGUAUUUGUCGAUCGAUGAUAUUUGA
Molecule: messenger RNA, 615 nt
Organism: Cucurbita pepo subsp. pepo (vegetable marrow)
Lineage: Eukaryota; Viridiplantae; Streptophyta; Magnoliopsida; Cucurbitales; Cucurbitaceae
Product: NAC domain-containing protein 104
Biological process (GO): system development; regulation of DNA-templated transcription
Molecular function (GO): DNA binding
Source: RefSeq, a predicted model, not a curated record